Molecule: messenger RNA, 3585 nt
Organism: Colletotrichum truncatum
Lineage: Eukaryota; Fungi; Ascomycota; Sordariomycetes; Glomerellales; Glomerellaceae
Product: stress response protein NST1
Source: RefSeq, a predicted model, not a curated record
AUGCCGGCCAACCCCCGCCAGGCGCCACCGCAGACGCCUGCGUCCCCCAACACUAAGGCCACGGCAAGAUAUACCAACAAAGAUGGCUCAAAGAUCAUCACCGUACCCAAGGGCCCCCCCUCCACCGAGCCCUCGUUGCCCUCCACCCCGACUUCGUCAGCGAAAGCACCCAGCGUGCAAACGACCGGCACGAACGGCGGCGACGCCCUCGCACCCACGGUGAAUCGCAAAAAGCAGAAGCGUCGAGCAAAGGCCGCUGCGAAAGCUGCCGCUGAGCAGGCUGCCGUUCAAUCACCGAAUGGACGCCUAAGUCCCGCACCCGGCUCCCCGGCGCCCAAACCUCAAGCUGCCCAAGAUGACGCGGACCAGGAUUUCAGUGACGAUGAUGAAGCCGACGACCAGCCUUCUCCAGACGACCACCUCAAUUCUAACGGCGUUGGGUCUCACAAGUCGAAAAAGUCAAAGAAGAAGAAGAAGAAGAACGCAAAGAACCCUCAGUUGGCCAACGCUCAGUACGACAACGUGCCGCACCCUCACUCGCCAUUGACCCCCCGUGGACCUGGAAUAUCCAAGGAUAAGAUUUGGAACACCAGCUCACAGGAGGAACGGGAACGCAUCAAGGAGUUUUGGUUGGGGCUCGGCGAGGACGAACGCAAGUCACUAGUUAAAGUCGAGAAGGACGCAGUUCUUAAGAAGAUGAAGGAGCAGCAGAAGCACACCUGCAGCUGCACCGUCUGCGGCCGGAAGCGUACAGCCAUUGAAGAGGAGCUGGAGGGGCUCUACGACGCCUAUUACGAGGAGCUCGAGUCCUUCGCCCACCAAGGGGAAGGCCCCGCGAUGCUUGGCCCCCCUCGCGCCGACUUUCCUCUGCGCCCGGCACGGCUACCGUCAGGCUAUUCAGGCCAACCGCCAUCACGCGGUCGCAUAGUCGAACAUGUCGGUGAUGAUGAUGACGAAGAAGAGCCCGAAGAAGAUUAUAGUGACGACGAAGAGGACCUUGAUGAUGACGAGGAGUACAGCGAAGAGGAACCCCCGGAAGACGCUCACCCUCACGAUCGAGACGUGGCGGAUUUCUUGACGUUUGGGAACAGCCUGCAAGUCAAGGGUAUGAAGCUUCUGGACUCUCUACUCUGCAGAUAUGGUAACAUGGACUUAGGCGGCAUACUCACCGUUGCGGAUGAUCUGCUCAAGAACGACGGCAAGCGCUUUAUCGAAAUGAUGGAGCAGCUCGCUGAGCGUCGCAUGGCCCGAGAAGAAGACGCCAAAGAGCACUUUUCUCGCGGCUACGGUCAUCCCACCAACGGCUCAUACUCGAAUCAUAACCAUCCUCCUCCAGAAGACGACUAUGACGAUGAAGACGAGGAGGAGGAUGAGGAUUAUGAUGACAGUCAAGAAGAGGAAUACGAGGAUGAAGAAGUGAGCUCCUCUCAAUACAAUUAUGACCAUAAACACUCGAGUACUGAGCAUUACUGUUGUCAUCAUCAGGACACGAUGACCGAGGAGCAGCGUAUGGAAGAGGGUCGUCGUAUGUUCCAGAUAUUCGCCGCUCGCAUGUUCGAGCAAAGGGUCUUGACGGCCUAUCGAGACAUGGUCGCCAAACAACGCCAACAACAGCUCAUCGAGGAACUCGAGGAGGAAAACCGCCAAGACGCUCAACGAAAAGCGAAGAAGGCCAAAGAGAAUCAGAAGCGCAAGGACAAGGCCGCACUGAAGAAGCAGAUGCAAGCCGAGGAGAAGGCGCGGAAGGAAGCUGAGAAGGCCGCAGAAGAAGCUGCUCGACUCGAGGAACAGAAGCGAAAGGCGGAAGAGCAACGGCUCAAGGCUGAGGAGAAGCGUCGGAAAAAGGAGGAGCAAAAGCGCCUCGAGGAGGAGGAACGCUUACGGAAAGAAGCUGAGCGGCAACGGCGCCUUCAAGAACAGCAAGAGAAGCGCGCCGACCAAGAACGCAAGGCGCGUGAGCAGAAAGAGAAAGCGCAGAAAGCCAAGGAGGAGGCCCGGUUAUCGCGAGAACAAAAGGAGAGGGAAGCCCGCGAACGCAAGGAGAAGCAGGAACAGGCCAAGCGCGACAAGGAUCAAAAGGCCAAGGCGGAACGGGAAGCCAAGGCCGACAAGGAGAGCAAGGACCGGAUCAAGCAAGAGGAGAAGGCGGCUCAGAAAGCUGCAACUAUUGCCGCUGUCCCCAUUCCUAUCCCGACCCAGGGCCGAAGGCCCUCGCAACACCCCGUAUCGAUUCCGACUCACCCGUCAAACCCAGCAUCCUACGCAUCUCCAAAGAUACCCGUCGCAACGCCCGCUAUUCCAAAGGCUCCGACACCCAUUCGUCCUAAGAAUGCAAUCCAACCACACGAUGUGAGCGUGCCCGGAUCGCAUGCCUCACAGUCCGGUUCUACCAGCCAAAACCCAUCACCACACCCGGCGACGCCGGGUCAUACGAGUCCAGCGCCGAUCGGAUCGAGGAAGGGAAGUGUGGCAACUACGAGCUCACUGCCGCACCCUCAUUCUCUAUCGCCGACCAACAUCAAGGGGCAUUUAGGUUCGCAGCCCGGCCCCUUCGGCAUGCCGAUGAGCUUGCCGCCACCCGGCUUUGCAGUACCACCUCCAGGCCUUGGAAACCGCAUGCACGACCCCAUCUUUGGUCCGCCUGGUAUUCCUGGCUUUGGAAGACCCCCGCCGGGCAUGAUGCCCGGGCCUCCUGGUCUCAAUGGACCGGCUGGUCGUGGCUUCAUGCCGCCUCCACCUCCCGGCUUCGGACAGCCCAUGGGCGAUGCUCUGCACGGUAUGGGACCCGGCCCGGUGUCACACUCCCGACAGCCUUCCGGUAGCUUUGACUCGGCUUCGCCGCCUGCCCCGUCGCAGCCGAUUGGAAGACCGGCGCCCAUCGGGCGGCCAGGGAGCGUGGUGCAUGGACAGCGGAAUGACCACACGGACGAGUUCGCCAACCAACACCUUGGUAGCAGCGCGCUGCUUGACGACUCGGAAGACCCGAAUCCCAUUUCGGCGGCUAUCAACGCAGCCAGGCAACGCAACCAGGCCCCUCGACCAGCAUUUCCCAACAUUCCGUUUGGCAUGGACAAUGGAUUCCAUAGCAUAAACAACGUCUGGGGCCCGUCACCAAUGCCCUUUGCUCCACCACCAGGACUCGGAAACCCUACUUGGGGUAGCCCAAUGAUGCCUCCAAUGCCAUCACUAGGCCAGAUCCGCACCGCCGGCAACCCAAGAUCGGUUACGGUUCGCCUCAUGCUGUGCCGUGCGUGCAAAGAACUGCAGGCACGAAACGCUGAGGCGCCCGACGCCUUUAUCGACUUGUCAGCAGUCAAGUCGGAGGUGGACCAUCUUAGUCGCAUGGAAGUAGUCUCAGAAGAAGACCUUAUGGACCUCGCCGAAACGGAAGGCAACAUCCACAACGGCGGUGGCACAUUUGAGAUCCGAAGGGACGCAAACGGCCCCGGCAAGCACACAGUCCGCUGGGUACCCGAGUUCAGCGACUUGUCACAGCCACACCAUAGGGCGGUAGGUGCGCCAGGCGAGAUCGGAAGCCCCAUCAUCGGCAGCGGGUCAUUGGCGUUUCCGUCUAGGGGGCAGUAG